AUGGUUAUGCCUUUCGGACUAACCAAUGCGUCCGCAUCUUUUCAAGCUUUUAUAAAUCAUGUUCUACAAGAACACAUCGAUGUAAUCUAUAUUGUCUAUCUAAACGACAUUUUGAUCUACAGUAAAAAUCUUGAAGAACACAAGAAACAUAUCAACCUAAUCCUCGCCUCCCUACGAGAAUACAACUUGCAAUACGCAAGAGAAAAAUCUGAAUUUGCUGUUACCGAAUAUGAAUUCUUAAAAGCCAUAAUUACUUCUAAUAGUGUUAAAAUGGACCCAAAAAAGGUCCAAGCUAUUCAAAAUUGGCCUAUCCCUCAAGAAAUCAAGGAAAUACAGUCAUUUUUAGAACUCUACAACUAUUAUCGAUGUUUCAUUCGAAAGUAUAACUUCAUAUCAGCAGCGCUAUCUGAACUUACGAAAAAACAAGUUAAAUUCGAAAUAACACCCGAACAAAUCGCCACUUUCGAUACCCUCAAAAAUUCCUUCGUAUCCGCCCCAAUUCUUAGAAUUUACGAUUCAAAAUUACCUAUCAAAGUUGAAACAAACGCCUCUAUAGCAGCUCUUAGAGCUUGUUUACUACAAUUACACCCCAAUAAAAAAUGGUACCCAGUUGCCUACAUCUCUCACAAAUUCGACGCUACCCAGCUACGAUACGCUAUACAUGAUAAGGAACUCAUGACUAUCGUAAAAACUUGUCGAAAAUAG
Orbilia oligospora ATCC 24927 is the source of this 705-nucleotide messenger RNA. RefSeq lists its product as uncharacterized. The coding region runs from base 1 to 705 and encodes 234 amino acids. The record is from RefSeq and is a predicted model, not a curated record. Lineage: Eukaryota; Fungi; Ascomycota; Orbiliomycetes; Orbiliales; Orbiliaceae. The transcript has a single exon.